Messenger RNA from Schizosaccharomyces japonicus yFS275, 345 nucleotides. RefSeq names its product ubiquitin family protein Urm1. NCBI's taxonomy places the organism in Eukaryota, Fungi, Ascomycota, Schizosaccharomycetes, Schizosaccharomycetales, Schizosaccharomycetaceae. Bases 1 to 345 code for a protein of 114 amino acids. Gene Ontology annotation, biological process: tRNA thio-modification; tRNA wobble uridine modification; protein urmylation. The record is from RefSeq and is a predicted model, not a curated record. Gene Ontology annotation, cellular component: cytoplasm; cytosol. The transcript is spliced from 4 exons.
AUGUCCAUUCGGGUGGAACUGUGUGGCGGAUUAGAUCUGCUUUUUAACAAGCAGAAAGAACUGACUGUUCAGUUAACGGAUAUCGGUCAAAAUGCCACCGUUGGGGAUUUAAUUCAAUACAUGACAAACAAGAUAGAGGACGAGUCCAAAUGCGAGCUUUUUGUUAUGGAUGGAUCUGUUCGGCCUGGAAUCAUUAUCCUCGUUAACGACCAAGACUGGGAGCUAUUGGACAAGGAGGACUAUGUCUUAGAGACAAAGGACAAUGUUGUCUUCGUCUCCACUCUCCAUGAUCAUCUAGGAAAUAUAUCGGUUCAACAUUCACAUCGUAGUGUACAUCUGCAGUAG